Molecule: messenger RNA, 2067 nt
Organism: Ziziphus jujuba (common jujube)
Lineage: Eukaryota; Viridiplantae; Streptophyta; Magnoliopsida; Rosales; Rhamnaceae
Product: phenolic glucoside malonyltransferase 1-like
Exons: 1
Coding region: 418-1827 (469 amino acids)
Source: RefSeq, a predicted model, not a curated record
UCAAUUAUAAUGGAUGGCAGUCUCUGAUAAGAGUACACAAAUAUGUGGCUCGUUUUUUUAGUUCAUCUAUAUAUGCUACUAGCUCCUUCCAAUUCCCACAAGCUUUUACAUCGUUUUGAAGUUAAUUGAGGCUUUGGGCUUGCCAUGGCUCUCCAAUUCUAUACCAACCCUCCACUCAUAGAAUAUAUUAAUCGAUUGUCUUGUUUCGGCGAAAUAGGUGGAAGGUUAUUAUUAUUAACGAAAAAAGACUGGGUGUAUGAAGCUUCCGUAGUCGGCAGUGAAUUUGUCAAUUGUCAUGAUGAAUAAAGACGCAUACCAACCCAUAUUAAUUGUGGGUCCCUUAAUCAAUAAGCUGAGCUACCAAUUCCCACAAGCAUUUACAUCAAGUUUUCUUCACAAUCCGUGUCCAUCCUCAUAAUGGCACGGUCCCAAUCAGUGAAAAUACUAGAGGUUUGUCGAGUAGCUCCACCACCAGACGUACCAAACUUGGCCUCCCCAACCUCUCUCCCUCUCACCUUCUUCGAUUUACACUGGUUAAGAUUUCCACCGGUGGAGCGUCUUUUCUUUUACGAAUUCUCUUCGUCUAACACACCCUUGUUCGAUUCCAUUAUUCCAAAGCUCAAGCACUCCCUUUCUCUCACCCUCCAACACUAUCUCCCUCUAGCGGGAAACCUUGUUUGGCCACAAGACUCUCACAAACCUUUCAUCAAAUAUCUUGACGGCGACGGAGUUUCGCUUACAAUAGCCGAAUCUAACUUGGAUUUUUAUCAUCUCUCUAGCAACGAAUUUCGCGAAGUCACAGAAUGCCAUCCUCUUAUUCCCCACUUGGAAGUGUCCCACGAAAAAGCAGCUGUGGUGGCACUGCAGAUUACUCUGUUUCCAAACUCUGGCUUUUGCAUUGGAAUCACUUCCCACCAUGCAGUUAUGGACGGUAAAACCUCCACUUCGUUUAUGAAGUCAUGGGCUUAUAUAUGCAAUAAAAAUGCCGGAUCUCCAGAUACGGCGCCGUCAUCGUCGCCGUUGCCACCGGAGCUUAUACCAUUUUAUGACAGGACAGUUAUUAAAGACCCUGCAGAACUCGAAGUGAUUCACUUGAACGAGUUGCUAAAGCAAGACGGACCCAAUAACAGAAGCCUAACGUUAAGGGAAGCUCAAGUUAAACCAGGUUUAGUCCGAGCCACUUUCGAAUUGAGGCGAGAGGAAAUAGAAAAGUUGAGAAACUUUGUGUCGGCCAAUCAGAACGCAUCGAAACAUCCAGUUCGUAUAUCAACGUUUUCACUGGUAUGCGGCUACACAAUAGUGUGUCUACAGAGAGCUAUAGAGACGAGAGGAGAGAGUAGCAUCCUUCUAUUCAGCGUGGACGCAAGGUCUCGGCUCAAACCCACAAUCCCUUUAACGUAUUUUGGAAACUGCAUAACAGGCUGCCCAGUAGUUGCAGAGACAGAAAAGGUAAUAAGGGAAAAAUACGGGGUAUGCUAUGCGGUAGAGGCAAUCAGCGAAUCUAUAAGAGGUCUUGAAAAUGGAGUCCUGAAUGCUGCGGUUCCACCACCUAGACCUACAAACGAUGCUAAGAAGAGUGAAAGGAAAGAGAGGAUGCUGACCGUGGCAGGCUCACCUCGGUUUGAGGUUUACAGUAUAGAUUUUGGGUUCGGACGGCCAACGAAGGUGGAGGUUACUUCUAUUGAUAAAACAGGAGCCAUGUCUCUUUCCGAGAGCAGAGAUGGGAAUGGAGGUGUUGAGAUUGGUUUGGUUUUAAACAUGCAAGAAAUGAAAUCUUUUGCUUCUUUGUUUGCUAAAGUUCUUGAAGAAGAAGUCCCUUUGAAGUGAUACGAUUCUGGUUGAUAUUUGGGUUUGGUAACAAAUUUUGAUUUACACUUGGUUUGUGAGUUGUUUCUUUCUAAUUUCCUUACCUUUUUUUUUUUUUUUUUUUUUUGGGGGGGGGGGGGGGGGGGGGGUUAGCUUUUGGUUUGUUUUCUCUCUUCUUCUUUUUAAAUAAUCAUACGGAUUAUUAGUUGGUGUAUGUAAAGGCAAUUGAUUAUUGAUAUACCAAAUAGAUUCAUAAUGUAA